Staurois parvus is the source of this 3786-nucleotide messenger RNA. The record is from the annotation of a GenBank genome assembly. Lineage: Eukaryota; Metazoa; Chordata; Amphibia; Anura; Ranidae.
AUGGCUGACAUCAAGAAUUUUCUGUAUGCUUGGUGUGGGAAGAAGAAGGUAACUCCCAAUUAUGAUAUCCGUGCUGCUGGCAACAAGAAUCGUCAGAAGUUUAUGUGUGAGGUUCGUAUAGAUGGCUACAAUUACACAGGAAUGGGAAAUUCUACAAACAAAAAAGAUGCUCAGAGUAACGCAGCCCGUGACUUUGUGAACUACCUAGUGCGAUUGGGAGAAAUCCGAGGUGAUGAAGUGCCAUCAUUGGGGGUUAGCCAGGGUGAUACUACAGAUGGAUUCCAGCCUCUAAAGUCAGAGGAACAGGAUGGCCCUACUGGCGGUCCAUUACCACCGCACUUGCAGCUAAAAGCUGAAACUGACAAUGCACCAUUUACUCAAAAUACAGGAUAUGGCCCUCUAACUGGCGGUGCAAACUGGGAGCGUGGAGCCAAUCUGAAAGAUUAUUAUUCCAGGAGAGAUGAGCAGGAAGCUAAAGCAACUCUGGAAUCUGAAGAAGUGGACUUGAAUGCUGGUCUGCAUGGCAACUGGACCCUCGAGAAUGCUAAAGCACGUCUCAAUCAGUUCUUUCAGAAAGAAAAGACACAAGCAGACUACAAGUACUCGCAAGUGGGGCCUGACCACAACAGGAGCUUUAUAGCAGAAAUGACCCUGUUUGUUAAACAGCUUGGACGGAGAAUUACUGCCCGUGAACAUGGUUCUAACAAGAAACUGGCUGCACAAUCCUGUGCUCUCUCCAUUGUCCGCCAGCUGUAUCAUUUAAAUGUCAUUGAACCUUAUUCCGGACAAACUAAGAAGAAAGAGGGAGAGUCUAUUGAGCCAUAUCAAGUGAACCUGUCUCCUGAUGUUCAAAAACAACUCCAAUCCGUUAUUCAAGAACUGAACAUUGAAUUGCCAUACCCACCUGAAGAUCCUAGCCAGCCCGUAUCACUUAAUCUGGGAAAAUUGGUGCAUUUUGAGCCUUCUCAACGGAGUCACGGUGGAGUGGUACCCUGGUCUCCUCCACAAGAGAACUGGAACCCCUGGACCAGCAGUAACAUUGAUGAGGGUCCUCUGGCUUAUGCAACACAGGAGCAGAUCAGCACAGAUUUGAAGAACGAGCUUAUGUACCAGCUUGAACACGAUAAAGACUUGCAACAGAUCUUAAGUGAUCGGGAUUCUUUGCCUGUCAAAAAGUUUCAGAAUGAAAUCAUGAAUGCAAUUCACCAUAGCUCGGUGGUAAUCAUUCGAGGAGCUACUGGUUGUGGUAAAACCACCCAGGUGCCGCAGUACAUUCUAGAUGAGUUUAUCCAUAAUGGCCAAGCUGCCCAGUGCAAUAUUGUGGUGACUCAGCCUCGCAGGAUCAGUGCAGUAUCGGUGGCUGAGCGGGUCGCUUUUGAAAGAGCUGAAGAGAUUGGCAAAAGCUGUGGUUACAGUGUUCGGUUUGAAUCUGUGCUGCCUCGUCCUCAUGCCAGUGUAAUGUUCUGCACCGUGGGUGUACUUCUGAGGAAACUGGAGGCUGGUAUUAGAGGGAUCAGUCAUGUCAUUGUGGAUGAAAUCCACGAGCGGGAUAUUAAUACUGACUUUCUGCUUGUGGUACUCCGAGAUGUUAUUCAAGCUUUCCCUGAAAUCCGAGUAAUCCUCAUGUCUGCAACAAUAGACACAACCAUGUUUUGUGAAUAUUUCUUUAACUGUCCUGUAAUUGAAGUGUUUGGCAGAACUUUUCCUGUGCAAGAGUACUACCUGGAAGACUCUAUUCAGAUGACUCAGUUCAUCCCGCCUCCAAGGGAGAAGAAGAAGAAAGACAAAGAUGAAGAGGGAGGGGAGGAUGAAGAGACAAAUUGUAAUCUCGUAUGUGGUCCUGAUUAUGGCCCAGAGACCCAGCGUUCAUUGUCACAGCUGAGUGAGAAGGAGACCCCGAUUGAACUGAUUGAAGCACUCCUGAAGUACAUAGAAUCUCUAAACGUACCUGGUGCUGUUCUGGUGUUUUUACCUGGCUGGAACCUGAUUUACACAAUGCAGAAGCAUCUUGAGAUGAACCCACAUUUUGGCAGUCACCAUUAUCGGAUUUUGCCACUGCAUUCUCAAAUUCCACGAGAAGAGCAGAGGAGGGUGUUUGAUCCUGUUCCAGAUGGAAUAGUCAAGGUCAUUUUGUCCACAAACAUUGCUGAAACCAGUAUUACUAUUAACGAUGUGGUUUACGUCAUAGAUUCCUGCAAACAAAAGGUAAAACUGUUUACAUCUCACAACAACAUGACAAAUUAUGCCACAGUCUGGGCCUCAAAGACAAAUCUCGAGCAGCGAAAAGGAAGAGCAGGGCGUGUGCGACCUGGAUUCUGCUUCCACUUGUGCAGCAGAGCACGCUUUGAACGCUUGGAAACACACCUUACGCCAGAAAUAUUCCGUACACCAUUGCAUGAAAUUGCUCUGAGUAUUAAGCUUCUUCGUUUGGGUGGCAUUGGACAAUUCUUGUCAAAGGCCAUAGAGCCCCCUCCACUGGAUGCUGUGAUAGAAGCUGAGCACACGCUUCGAGAGCUGGACGCGUUGGACACAAAUGAUGAGCUGACUCCUCUGGGAAGAAUUUUAGCUAAACUGCCAAUUGAGCCCCGUCUUGGAAAGAUGAUGAUAAUGGGCUGUAGCUUCUAUGUCGGUGACGCUGUGUGCACUAUUGCGGCUGCCACUUGUUUCCCCGAACCGUUCAUCAGUGAAGGGAGGAGAUUGGGAUAUGUGCACAGAAACUUUGCUGGCAACAGAUUUUCUGAUCAUGUGGCACUGCUGUCAGUGUUUCAAGCUUGGGAUGAUGCAAGAAUGGGAGGAGAAGAUGCUGAAACAAGAUUCUGUGAGCAUAAACGUCUCAAUAUGGCCACACUACGCAUGACAUGGGAGGCCAAGGUACAGCUGAAAGAUAUCUUGGUCAAUGCUGGAUUCCCUGAAGACUGUUUAUUGAAUCAAGUCUUCAAUAACACUGGCCCUGAUAAUAACCUAGAUGUAGUGAUUUCAUUGUUGGCUUUUGGGGUUUAUCCCAAUGUCUGCUACCACAAGGAGAAGCGAAAAAUCCUGACCACAGAGGGCCGAAAUGCACUUAUUCACAAAUCUUCGGUCAACUGCCCUUUCAGCAACCAAGACUCAAAGUAUCCUUCUCCAUUCUUCGUCUUCAGUGAAAAGAUCCGUACUCGUGCAAUCUCUGCAAAGGGUAUGACCAUGGUGAGCCCGUUACAGCUGUUGCUCUUUGCCUCCAAGAAAGUUAUGUCAGAUGGAGAGAUGAUAAUCCUCGAUGACUGGAUUAAACUGUGUAUGGUGCAUGAGGAUGCAGCUUGCAUUGCUGCCUUAAGAUCUGCAAUGGAAGCACUUGUUGUAGAAGUUACUAAAGAUCCAGAGAUUCUAUCCCAGCUGGACCCAACCAAUGAGAAGAUGCUGAACGUUAUUCGUAUGAUUUCCAAGCCAUCUACAGCUGGAAUCAAUCUCAUUAUGGGCAAUACCAGAUAUGGAGAUGGACCUCGUCCACCAAAAAUGGCUCGCUUAGAUGGUGGUGGUGGCGGCUACCAAGGAUAUAGAGGAGGUGGAGGAUACAGGGGUGGCAAUCAAAGAGGUAGCUAUGGAGGUGGAUAUGGAGGUGGCUACAGGGGUGGAAACAGAGGUGGUGGCUACAGAGGAGGCAACCAGGGUGGCGGCUACAGGGGAGGCAACCAGGGUGGCGGCUACAGGGGAGGCAACCAGGGUGGCGGCUACGGAGGAGGCAACCAGGGUGGCGGCUACGGAGGAGGCAACCAGGGUGGCGGCUACGGAGGAGGCAACCAGGGUGGCGGC